Bursaphelenchus okinawaensis is the source of this 782-nucleotide messenger RNA. The record is from the annotation of a GenBank genome assembly. NCBI's taxonomy places the organism in Eukaryota, Metazoa, Nematoda, Chromadorea, Rhabditida, Aphelenchoididae.
AUGGGGUCAGGUAAGGCCAAAAGGGUAUUUUUUUAAAAAUAUUUUGGAUCGCCCAUAAAGAAAUCGCCCUUGAAGAAAUCGCCAAAAAAAAAUCGCCCAUAAAAAAAUCGCCCCUAGGUGUGCGUUACGAUCUUUUUUUCAAUAUUUUGCGCCUAAAAUGUCAUUUUACAUAACUUUUUAAUCAAAAAAUACUGUUUUAGCCAUUCUAAUCAUUCUAUUUUCAGGCGACAGCAUCUGCCGACGACCGCUGUGCCGAACUGGAGGCGGAGAACGCCCGCCUCAGACAGCAACUGGAAGAGAUGCGGGAAGAGCGGGACAUAGCUCUUCGUCAGAAGGCUGUGGCCGAGGGAAUGGCCGAAUGGCUCGAGGGGGAAGCCAUUAAGGCCCAGGAGGAAGUGGUCCAGCUUCGGCAACUGGUACCACAGGCACCGGCGCUACCAACAGCACCACCACCACCACCACAACCGUCUCCGGCACCAGCGGUACAAACGCCGCCGAGACGAGGCCCGGUGCCGCCUCCGCGAAGCGCCGACGCCCCGGUGUUUCGACGACCCCAUUCAACACCGGGACAAGUGGGCUCUGAUGACACGAGACGGACCCCACCCCAACCAACACCACCAGCUCAGUCUGGCAGAGCACCGCGGGUCCGUCGACCGCCAAUGUGGAGGGAGCUACGGGCCCUGGGCACGCCCGUACUCCUGGCGCCUCGCUCUAGGGUGAUUCGUCGCCCGUUACGCCUGAAGGUGGAUUUUUCCCCUAAGGUGUACGGGUCCACUGGAUAA